GAAGCGCGAUUGCAAUUGCGCACGCAUCUCACAAGCAAUAUUGUUGCAAUUUGUCAACAUCUACUGAUUGUUUGUUGCACAUUAGCUCGGAAAUUGGAGACUUUACGUAGCACAGAGAAUACAAAUUCUGUAAUUUGGACUGGACAAGAUGGCCAGUUGCAAUUUUCAGGCGCAGUUAGUAUCCAUUAUGGAGGUAUUAGCUAAAGCAGCUGUAGCAGAAAUAAACAAACGGGUUGAUGAUAGCUGUGCAGUUAUACGGUUGGAAGUGACCCAAAGCCAGCGAGAUAUUGAUGGACUGAAAAGGAAGUGUCAAAUGAUGGAGGGCGAGCUGAAGAAGACACGAGUCAGGAGAAAAGUUUUUUACCCCAUGGCAUCAGCCAGAUCUUCAUAUCCAGUCAAGAUUGUUUUGAACAAGCAAAGGAGUAACUCACAGUGGAGAGAUGGAGAGAUGGCUGUUGAAGAGGACUCUCAACACCAGCCUACAGAUGUGGAGCAGAGAGCAGAGACUGAACCCAUACUGAUCAAAGAUGAGGAGACAGCAGAGGAUGUGUGGAAGACUGACCCUCAGGAAGAGCUCAGGAUCACUGGAGAGGAGUCUGGUUCCAAGCCUGGGCAACCACCAUCCUUUGAGCAACGGCAUUGUGAUGUGGACUUCAUCACACAACCCAACAUAUCUCCUGAAGACUCAGUGGAACAUUACCCCAAUUCUGAUGGUCCAGAGGAACCAGGCACACCCCAGCUCACAUCUACAGACGUUUUCAGCACAGAGCAGCACCGGCCAGAUGAGGACUCACAAGAGCUAGUGAUGGUGAAGGAUGAGAAAGAGGAGGAGCUGGAUCAGACCACGGCCCUCACAGGACCUGACCAGUUUGUCAUGGAUGAGACUGAUGGGCAGCUGUGGACCUCUGUGGAUCCAGGCAGAGACACUGACCCUGAUGGCCACCAAAUUUUCUCAUUUCAUGCCUCAGAAGAGUACUCUCAGAAUAUCUCUUUUUUCCCAUCUCAUUGUGGGCUGCCAUCCGUUCCUACUAUGACAGAUGAUGUAGGGCCAUCGGUGCAUUCUAGAGGGAAACCACAUGCUAACAUGUUCAGUGCAGCAGCACACAUGAAAAGACAUGUCAGGACAUUGGCUGAUGAGACUAGACAACAGAUGCCAGUAGAACAGAGCAGUGAGCGGCUGAACUCUAAUAAUGAUGGAAAUAGUUUAGCUCUACAGCCAAGGCAGCAUCAGCACAGGGCUUCAGAAGCAACAGUGAGAAUGAGUGAGUGCAUGACAGGGUCAAACAUGGCCACCACCUCCACCUUCUCUGGAUACAGCCUGAGUCGCAGUAGUUUUAACAUGGUGAAGAGAAUGAGGACACAGUGGAGGUCGGGCGGCACCACUGAGAGGCGUUUCAGAGAGAAACCGCACACCUGCGAACAGUGUGGCAGGAGUUUCACCAAGCAGUGGAACCUGAUCAGACAUGCUGUUGUCCACAGCGGGGAGAAGCCCUACGAGUGCACACAGUGUGGGAAAUGCUUCACCCGGCGCUCCAGUAUGAAGUCACAUCAGAGAACUCACAUAGGAGAGAGUGCAGUGUCUCAAAAUGUUGUACCCCGAUACCCCUUGGAUCCACAUACAAGUCUUAUGAUGUCUCAGGCCAGGUGGAAUAAAUAGGGACAUAAUUGCAUACUUUCUAUGUGAAAAUGUGGUCGGUAUUUAGAAGGUACAGAGACAUUUUACAAUAUUUUUCUCCCAAUUGAUUUGUGAAAUGCUUUGUCUGUUGAUGGCUCCUGACUUUCAUUUUAACAACCUAUUUACAACUGGUAAUGUGUUUUUGCCCAACAAAAUCAUAAACAUGUUAUAUUCAUUAAAAAUUAUUUCAUGAGAGUCA
Oncorhynchus tshawytscha (Chinook salmon) is the source of this 1874-nucleotide messenger RNA. Its product is annotated as zinc finger protein 436-like. The coding region runs from base 149 to 1657 and encodes 502 amino acids. Gene Ontology annotation, molecular function: RNA polymerase II cis-regulatory region sequence-specific DNA binding; DNA-binding transcription factor activity, RNA polymerase II-specific. Lineage: Eukaryota; Metazoa; Chordata; Actinopteri; Salmoniformes; Salmonidae. The transcript is spliced from 4 exons. Gene Ontology annotation, biological process: regulation of transcription by RNA polymerase II. The record is from RefSeq and is a predicted model, not a curated record.